This is a messenger RNA of Macrosiphum euphorbiae (potato aphid), 375 nucleotides long. The record is from the annotation of a GenBank genome assembly. NCBI's taxonomy places the organism in Eukaryota, Metazoa, Arthropoda, Insecta, Hemiptera, Aphididae.
AUGUUAUCGAAACUUAUGCACGAGCAUAGUCAAAAUUGGAAUGAGUAUUUGUAUCAAAUACAGUUCGCUGUAAAUAAUACGUUUAACAGAUCGAUACAGAAUACACCUAGUAAAUUGUUAUUUGGUAUUGAUCAAAUAGGAGAGCCAACAGAUUAUGUUAGAUUAUACUUACAAGCGCUUAAUGAAUCUGAAAAUGAUCAACGUAAUUUUGAUAAAAUUAGGCAGAAUGCUCAGGAAAACAUACGUGUAGGACAACUAAAUAAUAAAGCUUACUAUGAUUCGACUAAACGACCGGCCACGCAGUAUUCUGUUGGCGAAUAUAUCAUGAUUAAAAUGUUGAUACUAACCGAAUGUUUGCAAAAAAUUAUUGCCUAA